AUGUCGCUUGGUAGCGACCUCACGGGAAUGGGUCAUAGCGAUACUGGCGCAAAUUCAUUGCAACUGCGUCCCGGAAAGCAUCCAAUCGGUGCCGUCGCAUGUCGGUGCCCACACCGACCUUGUGAGGAUUGCCGCUUCUCUGGUUCAUUGAGGUACUUCAUGCCCAUCACCGACCCACUCAGCAUUCCAAGGGUCGACCGCCACCACAGCACCACCGGCGACAGGAUGUCCGAAAUCCCUUACGGAAUCGUAUGCAAGACGUGCGGGCUUAGCUGGCGAGCCGAAGAAGUGCGACGAGCACGCCGCGUCCCCAGCCUGAAAGAGACGUUCCGAGACCUCCAGAAGAACCGGCUGCACCCACGCGGAGGACGCCUCCAGAAAUCCCAAUCGAUGCUCACGCUCAAUGCUUCGCCGAAAUUGGUGGUGGAGGAUUCGUCGUCGCCGAUCGUCCGCUCGACUUCGAUCAGGCUGGCCGGCAGGAAGUGCACCUGUGGGAGUGUGUCGUCCGAGGAUACCUUCUGCUUCCGCAUCGUUACUGAGAAUGAGUUAGGGAAUUCACUUGAGUCGAGUGCGAGGUAUUAUAGGGAGCCUAGUAGGGUUACGGAUGAGGAGCUCAGGGCGAAGGGGCAUCAUAAUUCGGUCUUGUGCAUUCGCAAUGUCGUGCAUCCGAAUCCGCUUCGAAGAAAUCCGGUUGAGCUCUAG
Messenger RNA from Aaosphaeria arxii CBS 175.79, 702 nucleotides. RefSeq lists its product as uncharacterized. The record is from RefSeq and is a predicted model, not a curated record. Lineage: Eukaryota; Fungi; Ascomycota; Dothideomycetes; Pleosporales. Bases 1 to 702 code for a protein of 233 amino acids. The transcript is spliced from 2 exons.